AUGGAGGAUGAUUUAUUCCAGCUGAGACAGCUGCCGGUGGUCAAGUUUCGCCGCACUGGGGAAAGUUCAAGGUCAGAUGAGGAUGUUAUUUCAGGAGAACAUGAAAUUCAGAUUGAGGGUGUUCGGACAGAGCUAGAGCCUAUUGAGCUAGAGGAUGGAGCUGCAGUGCCAAAAGAAUUUGCCAACCCAACUGAUGAUACUUUCAUGGUGGAAGAUGCGGUGGAAGCCAUUGGAUUUGGAAAGUUCCAGUGGAAACUGUCUGUUAUUACUGGAUUAGCAUGGAUGGCAGAUGCUAUGGAAAUGAUGAUUUUAAGUAUCCUAGCUCCUCAGCUUCAUUGUGAGUGGCGAUUACCAAGCUGGCAGGUUGCAUUGCUCACAUCGGUGGUGUUUGUGGGAAUGAUGUCCAGCUCCACCCUCUGGGGAAACAUUUCAGACCAGUAUGGGAGAAAAACAGGCCUAAAGAUCAGCGUGUUAUGGACGCUCUACUAUGGGAUCCUCAGUGGUUUUGCACCAGUGUAUAGCUGGAUCUUGGUGCUGAGGGGCCUGGUGGGCUUUGGGAUUGGAGGAGUGCCUCAGUCGGUAACCUUAUAUGCUGAAUUCCUUCCAAUGAAAGCCAGAGCAAAAUGCAUUUUAUUAAUAGAGGUCUUUUGGGCCAUAGGGACUGUGUUUGAAGUCCUUCUAGCAGUGUUGGUGAUGCCCACUCUUGGCUGGCGGUGGCUUCUCAUUCUUUCUGCCCUCCCACUUUUGCUCUUCGCUGUCCUAUGUUUUUGGCUGCCAGAAAGUGCCAGGUAUGAUGUAUUAUCUGGAAAUCAAGAAAAAGCAAUUGCCACUUUAAAGCGGAUAGCAACGGAAAAUGGAGCUCCAAUGCCUUUGGGAAAAUUAAUUAUUUCCAGACAGGAAGACCGAGGAAAAAUGAGGGACCUUUUUACGCCCCAUUUUAGAUGGACCACAUUGUUACUCUGGUUUAUAUGGUUUUCCAAUGCUUUUUCAUAUUAUGGGUUAGUUUUAUUAACUACAGAGUUCUUCCAAGCAGGAGACGUCUGCAGCAUAUCCAGUAGAAGGAAAGAAGUUAAAGCAAAGUGCAGCCUGACCUGUGAGUAUCUGACAGAGGAAGACUACACUGAUCUGCUCUGGACAACCCUGUCAGAAUUCCCUGGUGUGUUAGUAACACUAUGGAUUAUUGAUCGGAUAGGCCGCAAGAAAACCAUGGCCCUGUCCUUUUUUGUCUUCUCAUUUUGCAGUCUUCUGCUGUUUCUCUGUGUUGGAAGAAAUGUUCUUACUGUGCUGCUCUUCAUUGCAAGAGCUUUUAUUUCAGGAGGAUUUCAGGCUGCUUAUGUUUACACUCCUGAGGUUUAUCCGACAGCCACGCGUGCUUUGGGCCUGGGAACAUGCAGUGGAAUGGCCAGAGUGGGAGCCCUCAUAACCCCGUUCAUUGCACAGGUAAUGUUGGAAUCUUCAGUCUAUUUAACACUGGUGGUUUACAGUGGAUGUUGCCUGCUGGCCGCUGUGGCUUCCUGCUUCUUGCCUAUUGAAACAAAAGGUCGUGGCUUACAGGAGUCCAGCCACAGAGAAUGGGGACAGGAGAUGGUCGGGAGAGGAUCUCAUUCCCCAGGGGUCACCAGGUCAAACUCCGGAUCACAGGAAUGAUGGGACAUGAAA
Molecule: messenger RNA, 1659 nt
Organism: Gymnogyps californianus (California condor)
Lineage: Eukaryota; Metazoa; Chordata; Aves; Accipitriformes; Cathartidae
Gene: SVOP
Product: SV2 related protein
Exons: 16
Coding region: 1-1647 (548 amino acids)
Biological process (GO): transmembrane transport
Cellular component (GO): membrane
Molecular function (GO): transmembrane transporter activity
Source: RefSeq, a predicted model, not a curated record